This is a messenger RNA of Pseudonaja textilis, 2706 nucleotides long. The record is from RefSeq and is a predicted model, not a curated record. NCBI's taxonomy places the organism in Eukaryota, Metazoa, Chordata, Lepidosauria, Squamata, Elapidae.
AGGGGCCCCAGACGCGGUUCACCUGGCUGGGCAGGUAAUGCCAAGGCGGGGCUGGGGGGCAACGAUUUCCCAGGAGGUGGAGGGGGGAGAGAGAAAGGCGACCCUCGGUGUCGGGGAAAGGUGAGCUCGUUCCCUCCCCAGGGAGACUCCGGAGCGGCUGGAGGCCUUCCGCCAGGAAGUCGAGGGCAGGCCUGGCCCAGGUAGCGUUUGGGGUGACACUUCCCCCUUGGAUGCUUCGCUCCCUUCCUCCGCCUGUGCAGCAUUCCCACCCCCGGCUCAGUUUUUGGGGGACUCUUCCGUCGCUGCCCUUCUCCCCCCCACCCCACCCCCACCCCCGGAAGAUCCCUCUGGGCAGGAGAUCGGAGGCCAGGCCAACUCCGAAGGGCUCGGCCAGCGAAAGUUUGACAUUUGCACCGCCGAGGGCUGCCGGCGCUGCGGACCAGCACAGGGUCUUCUGUCAUGGAGGAAGCAUUUCCAUAGAUCCUCAGUGAUUCCAUAAGAAGGCAAAGAAAAAGGUCUUUUAGGGGUGGUAAGUCAUGCUGGGAAAGAAACAGAGGCCUUGCCAAAACAUAAGCCAUCUCCAUCGGCCCCCUCAAGAUGUUGCAAUCCCACAGAAGAUCCGUUCUCCUAAGUCAGGUGACAUUAGCCUGGAAGUCUUUAACAGCUCUACUCCAGAGCUUAAAUACAUCCACAAGCUCAGGCGGGAUAGAAGAGCCUACAAAGCAGAUUCCCACGAUUCCCACGGAGGGGAAGGAGAGACAAAUACCUUCAUCCCUAGAGCUGCAGAGAGCCCCCCGCCCCCAUGCUGUCCCAGUCUUUCCCAGGUCUGGAACACCUCCAAAGCCAUCUUCUGCUGCCUGAUCACCUGUGGGAGCUGCUUCAAGGACUGCCGAGCCAGCAUCUCCUACAACAGCACCCUGACGGAAGACGGGAAGAACCAGGAGUGCAACGGGCAUCCCACUAGCAGUCCGGCCAACAGCUCCCCCAAUGAAAAGAACGGGAGCCAAACUGGGAAGAGUACAAUGGGAAGCAGCUUUAGCUACCCUGAUGUGAAAUUGAAAGGGGUCCCACUUUAUCCAAACCGGAACCCCGGCUCUGCCACAGACUCUGAUUCAUGUUACAAGGAACCUUUGCCAGAGAAGUUCCCUCCACACAGCAUUGAGAAGCAGCCUGCCCCUGCUAGCCACCGGAGCUCUGAGGAACAUUAUUCCUUCCACGAGUCCGAUCUCGAGUUUGGUGAGCUGAACAGCUCCAUGUCCAGUAGGGAGAUCGACGGCCUCAUCUUCAGGAAACUCACCGAGCUUUUCAGCGUCCACCAGAUCGACGAGUUGGCCAAGUGUACCUCUGACACGGUCUUCCUGGAGAAGACCAACAAGAUCUCCGACCUCAUCAACAGCAUUACUCAGGACUACAAUUUGGAUGAGCAAGAUGCCGAAUGUAGGCUAGUCCGGGGCAUCAUACGUAUCAGCACACGGAAAAGCAGGGUCCGACCCCGUGUCCCUGCCCCAAAUCUCCCAGGUUCAGGGGAGAUCACCAGCCGAGUCAACCCACUUCAUGGCGGCAGUGAGACUAUGCUGGCAUCCGUCCUCCCUAGUGAAGAAGAUCUACCUGUUCAGAUAUCGGUAGAAACUACAGCGGAUAUGCAAGCCAGAAACAUGAGGCAAGGUAUCUACAACGCAACAGGAUCCCCAUUAAGUAGAGGGUCUUCUUUCCAAGAUACGGAGACAGAGUCCUCUGGAGCCCCUCUGCUUAGAGUGUAUUGCUGAGAAACGUGGACCUGGCAAAUCCCCAGAAGCAGUGAGGCCUUUAAGUCAGCCUCACUUAGAGACCAGUUCAGAAGCGAUGGACAACGGAGUCUGAUGCAAGCCAUUCUCAAUUGUGCCUUCCAAGGAAUACUUGAUUUCUCUUGCCAUUUUCCAAGGUUGACCCUAGUGUAGACUUGCUUUAAGGUGACCGUUGGUGCUUUUUGACAAUUUCCUAGGCCCAGGGGUCUCUGACCUUGGCAACUUUCAGACUUGUGGACUUCAACUCCCAGAGUUCCUUAGAACUUCUCAGUUGAAGUCCACAAGUCUUAAAGUUGCCAAGGCUGGAUACCCCUGUCCUAGGCAAUGUUGAUCUCUGCUUCAGAAGUGAACAGAAAUGAUGUAGCAGUUACAGCUUUUUGCACAUAUCCUUUCCUUCAUCCAUUCUGCUCUCCCCUGACCCUUGUCAAACAAGAACUGACCUCUGCAUUUUCUUUUCCACAAUGAAAAAGAUCUUUCUUCUGCCUAUCAGGCUUAUUCAUCCAACAGACUUAUCUGUUACUGAUUUGCCAAUAAUUUUCUCAUUUGGAAUUCAGACUUGAUUGUUCUCAUGCAAUUCCUCUAGGCCUUAAAAUAUCCACUCUUCAUUGUAAAUAGCUCACCAGAACUCUGACGAUGAGACGUUGUUGAUUUAGGAAUAUGACAAUUCCUCUGUUGAAAUCUUCAGAAACUCUUGCUGUCUUUCCUGUAGUUUAAUUUUAUUCUUUUUUCUUUUCCCCUGCCUCAUUUGAACCAUGGGGGGUGCCUAGAUUGGAAAUGCAAAGUUUGAAAGGGAAGCUGUUACUGCGUCUUAGGGUAUUUUGAUUCCUACUGUGCUUUGGUGGUGUUAUUUUUUUAAAGCAAAUAAAAUUAUAUUUAAACAAUGAAUGUUGAAAAGUCACCCCCUUUGUCUCAUACAAAGGGG